AUGGCUCCAUCCAUAGACCAAGCCUCGCAUCUGAACGCUUCUUCCUUGGACGAUGUCUCCAAGGUCAAGUCGGCCCUCCUCAGCGCCAGCAGCUCAACCUCGAGGAGCGGCUCGCACACCCCUAUCGACCACAUCAUCGCCAACAAUGCUGGUUACACCGACACAGUCUUCGAAGGUAAGGCGGAUCAGGCUGCCCAGGUCAAGAAGCUCCUCUCGAGCAAGGGUUUCAUCCCUCCGGAUCUCGUCAACCCAGAGGUUGACUGGUUCUACCAAAAUCUCGGAAUCGACGACACCUACUUUGCUCUCGAAAACGUAGAGACGGUGGCAGAUCACAUUCUCGCUCUCUUUGGCGCAAAGAUCAUGGCCUACACCAAGCACUCCAACAGCCUCGACAUCGACCUCGAGAAAGAGUCCGACAAUGGCGCCGUCUUUAUCCACUCGUCCCAGGCCGGCAAAUCGCAGGCCGACGGUCCCCAAUGGGAGCGACGCAUCGACGCAAACUACCUCGACAAGUCGUCCGUCGACAAGGCGUACCGCCUCGAAACCUACCGCUCCGCCGGUUCCGUUUCGGCUCAGUCUAAACAGCAGCUCCGAUGCUACUUCUUGGCAAAGUGCACCUUUGUCGAGCCUCGUCCCGCACAAGACUCGCCCAGCUACGCCGACAUCCGCGCCGUCUCGGACAAAACUUUCCUCACAAAGGCCAGCGACAACACGCUCGACAUCUACCAGAGCAUCAUGGACGAGGUCCUCCGCCGACAGGGUCCCGUCAUCGAAAUGUUCGAGGUCGAGGGAAGUCGAGAGCGCCGGAUCGUCAUCGGCUACCGCAUGGGCACCACAAACAGCUUCUUCAGCGCACUUUCGGACCUCUACCACUUCUACGGCCUCUUCUCGUCGCGCAAGUACGUCGAGCAAUUCUCCAACAAUGUGACCAUCAUUUCGAUCUACCUCAACCCGCUCCCGGCCUCCAACAGCCCUCCCAUCGAGCAUUCGAUCCACCAGGUCAUGAAGGAGGCCUCACUCAUCUAUAUCCUGCCAGACAACCCUUUCUUCCAGCCCGCUCUUGCCGAAAACACACACGCUGUCCAAGAGGCCACUUACGCAUACGUGGGCUGGCUCUUUGCUCAGCACUUCUGUAACCGACUCGGCCAGGCGUAUCAGUCUUUGAGAAACGUGCUCAACGAAAACGACUCGCAGCAGGCCGCCAUCCUCAACGAGAUCAAGCUGCGAUUCCGUGAAGAGACCUUCACCCGUCAGUCGAUCCAAGAGGUCAUCGAAAACCAUCCUACACUCAUCCGCCUCCUCUAUGUUCACUUUGCCAACAUCCACUACCCCGGAGGAGCGGAUGACCAAGAGCUUGUGCCCACGCUCUCGUUCCAGCGUCUCGUCAAGGAAGAGGUGCUCGACGACAACCAGAUGUACGACCGUAUCCGCAAGGCUGCCAACAACUCGCACGAGCGUCAGGUCCUCGAGGCCUUCCUGUUCUUCAACAAGGCUGUUCUCAAGACCAACUUCUACACUCCUACCAAGGUCGCCCUCUCCUUCCGCCUUGACCCCGGCUUCCUCCCCGAGGUCGAGUAUCCCGUCAAGCCGUACGGUAUCAUCUUUGUUGUCGGUGCCGAGUUCCGUGGCUUCCAUGUCCGCUUCCGCGACGUCGCUCGAGGCGGUAUCCGCAUCGUCCGAUCCAGGAACCGAGAAAACUACUCGAUCAACCAGCGAACGCUCUUCGACGAAAACUACGCUCUCGCGUCGACACAGCAUCUCAAGAACAAGGAGAUCCCCGAAGGUGGUGCUAAGGGUACCAUCCUGCCCACCCUCGAUGCCAACCCCAAGCUUGCCUUUGAAAAGUACGUCGAUGCCAUCCUCGAUCUGCUCAUCAAAGGUCAAACUCCGGGCGUCAAGGAAGAGAUCGUCGACCUCCUGGGCACGGAAGAGAUCCUCUUCCUCGGUCCUGACGAGGGCACCGCCGAUCUCAUGGACUUUGCCGCCGAGCACGCUCGCGCGCGCGGCGCUCCUUGGUGGAAGUCGUUCACCACCGGUAAGACCGCCGCCACGCUCGGCGGUGUUCCACACGAUGUCUGGGGCAUGACCUCGCUGUCGGUGCGUCAGUACAUCAUCGGCAUCUACCGCAUGCUCGGCCUCAAAGAGCAAGAAGUGACCAAAGUCCAGACCGGCGGUCCCGACGGCGAUCUCGGCUCCAACGAGAUCCUCUUGUCGGUCGACAAGACCGUCGCCAUCAUUGAUGGAAGCGGUGUCAUCUACGAUCCUCUCGGUCUCAACAGGCAAGAGCUCGUGCGCCUCGCCAAGGCGCGCAAGAUGAUCUCCGACUUUGACGCCUCCAAGCUCAGCUCGAACGGCUACCGUGUCCUGGUCGAGCAGAAUGACGUCAAGCUUCCGACCGGCGAGGUCAUCCCGGACGGUGUUGCCUUCCGAAACUCGGCUCAUCUCCGAUUCAAGGCCGACCUCUUCGUCCCCUGCGGAGGUCGUCCCGAGGCCAUCAACAUCUCCAACGUCAACCAGCUCUUUGACCAGGACGGAAAGCCUCACUUCAAGUACAUUGUGGAAGGCGCCAACCUCUUCAUCACCAGGCAAGCGCGACUCGAGCUUGAGAAGCGCGGCGUCAUCCUUUACCCGGAUGCCUCGGCCAACAAGGGUGGUGUCACCUCGUCUUCGCUGGAAGUGCUCUGCGGCCUCUCUCUCGAGGACGCCGAGUAUGUCGAGUCGAUGCUCUUCAAGGAUGGCAAGCCAACCAACUUUUACCUCUCCUACGUCCGCGACAUUCAAACUAUCAUCGGACGCAACGCACGAGCCGAGUUCGAGGCCAUCUGGCGCGAAAACAUCGAGACCGGCAAGCCAAGAUCCACCAUCUCGACUGAGCUCAGCACUACACUCAACAAGCUCUCCGAGGAGCUGGAAGCCACCGAUCUCUUCUCGAACGAGCAGCUGCGUUCCGCUGUGCUCGGCCAGGUCUUCCCUCCCACCCUCAUCAAGAGGGUCGGUCUCGCCAAGCUCAUCGAGCGCAUCCCCGAGGCGUAUGCCCGCUCGGCCUUUGCCGCCAAAGUGGCCGCCAGCUUCGUUUACGCCAACGGUCCCAACGCCAGCCACGUCGACUUUUACAAGCACAUUUCGACGUUGCUGGCCCCACAAGCGGCUUCGUCCCCAUCGGCUCAGCACCACUAG
This is a messenger RNA of Pseudozyma hubeiensis SY62, 3177 nucleotides long. Its product is annotated as glutamate dehydrogenase. The transcript is spliced from 2 exons. The record is from RefSeq and is a predicted model, not a curated record. Gene Ontology annotation, molecular function: L-glutamate dehydrogenase (NAD+) activity. Gene Ontology annotation, cellular component: mitochondrion. NCBI's taxonomy places the organism in Eukaryota, Fungi, Basidiomycota, Ustilaginomycetes, Ustilaginales, Ustilaginaceae. The coding region runs from base 1 to 3177 and encodes 1058 amino acids.